CUUUUCCAGCGCUCAGUUUUUACUUUUUACGCGCGAUCCGCGGUUCUGACGCACGACGACGACAAACCGCGUCCAGAAGCUGUUUCAUGGGUUUCAUGGGUUUCAUGUGACGAACAGAACCAGAGGAUUUGUUCUCCGGAGGAAAGACAGAAACACGUCUGACACUUUGGUUCCAGCUCACUGACUUCUGUCGCCUUCAGCUUUGGUGGAAAGUUCUCAGAAAACCCGCUUCUCCAAACUCAGGCGGCGCGUUAUUUGGUGGUUUGUGCGUAAAAGUGGUGCCGUUAAAAACUCGUGUGAUUUCCGCAUUUUUUCCUGCCAGUUAAAGGGACAGAAGCUCAGCGAGCAGGCGGGGCGGCAACAGGUUGGAUCCAAGCGACGCUUUCAUCAUGGCCUACCAGGCUGGGAUUCCAGAGGAGCCCAGCGUGUUGCUCCACAGCAUCACCACCAACAUCCAGAAGAUCACGCUGCUGACCUCCGAGCUGCGGAGGGCGGUGUCGCUUCUGGGGACUGAGCAGGACACCAGCCAGCUCCGACAGACGCUUCAACAGAAACAGCAGCAAGGCAACCACCUGGCCAAGGAGACGGACCGGCUCAUCAAAGGGUUCGCUGCCCUCCCCGUCGGCCCAGAUCAGCGGCAGAGAAAGCUGCAGAAGGAGCGUCUGCUGAACGACUUCUCCGCCGCCCUGAACAGCUUCCAGAAGACGCAGCGGGAGGCGGCCAACAAGGAGAGGGAGUUCGUGGCCAGAGUCAGAGCGAGCUCCAGAGUGUCGGGAGGUCAGCCCGAAGACAGCUUUGAAAAUGCUCCUCCUUUCCAGAGGGAUUCCCAGGUGCAGGCUCAGGCCGAGGCCAUCACUGAAGAAGACCUGAGGCUGAUCCAGGAGAGGGAGUCGGCCAUCAGGCAGCUGGAGUCUGACAUCACGGACAUAAACGACAUCUUCAAGGACCUGGGCAUGAUGGUCCACGAGCAGGGAGACAUGAUAGACAGUAUAGAAGCCAACGUGGAGAGCGCAGACGUCAACGUCCAGAAUGCAACACAGCAGCUGGCCCGAGCUGCAGACUACCAGCGGCGCUCUCGGAAGAAGAUAUGCAUCCUGAUGAUAGUGCUGGCUGUAGCCGCUGUUGUAAUAGGACUUAUCAUCUGGGGUGCUGUCAAAAACUGAGGCCUUCCUCCUCCUCCUCCUCCUCCUCCUCCUCCUCCUGCUCUCCCGGACAAAGGAUGAAGCGUCGUCCUUCUCCUCCUCCUCCUCGGUCGUCUUCCUCUCCCAGCCUUCUCACGACGGAGGUUUGAUUCUGUUUGUAAGAUAUUCUGGACUGCACACUCCAUCACUGUGAAGCAGAACUACAGUAGCGCUUAUAAUCAGCUUUAAAUGAAUUCUGUGUGUUGGAUUUUUGUGGCCCACCUGUUGGUCAGGUGACGGAGUGAACACAGGUGGAGUCGCUGCUGCUGCUGCUGCUGAGUGGCUGCUGCACUCGUAACGUGCGGUCUGUCUGUUGAGCUGAAUGGUAAAUGAUAUGCAGGACUGACGAUGCUUCGGGGUGCAAAACAAAAAAAAAAGUUGCCUACAAGUCGUGGUUUUUAAUUUCAGAAUGUUUCAAGUAUAUUUAUGAUUUCAGAUAAUGUUCCUAUAAGGUUCACAGAGUGUUUUAACUGCAACAUUCAGGGGAUGUUUGGAAGUUGCAUUAAAACAAAGAUCUCAAACCAGCAUUCAAAAAUAGUUUCAAAGACGUUAUUGAUUUAGAUUUUUAUGUGAUGUGGUGUAAAAACAAAGGUAGAACGUUCUGCCUGCAGGUUUCUGAGAAUAUAGUCGAGGUAACGCGUAAAACAUUCCUACAGUUUAGCACACUAGUCGGCUUUCCACUGCAGGACCUCGGUCGUGGUGAAGAUGGAGCUGAGCGGGAAGGCAAAUCUCUUAAUUCACCCUUUGAGCUACGUUCCAGUUUGUGGCUGUGAGAUCUGGGUCGUGACCAAAACAGGAAGGGUCACGAAUACAAACGGCCAAAAUGAGUUUCCCCUGUAGGCGGUCUGGACUCUGCCUUAGAGAUAAGACGAGCAGCUCAGACGUCUGGUUCUUUGCAUCCAGAGUGUCUGUAAUUGGCCAUUUCAGUCUUUCUGUUUCCACUGCUGUACAGGAUCCAACAGUGACUUUAACUCAGCGUGCACCGAAGCAAUGACAAAUAAUAUUUACUGGACUCCAGUUGUAUGAGCAUGUGGGGAAUAGAUCAGGAGAAGGAAAUCACAUUGUCCUGUCUGAGUUUAACCAAUCAGCAUUUGUCUUCUCCAACAUAAACCAAUCAGCAUUUGUCUUCUCCAACUGGAACCAAUCAGCACUGACAUCCAUGCAGCCGCUGCCUUUUAUCAGGUUACAUAUGAAAAGUCUACAUGCCAUAAGCUCUGUGGUUAAAGGUGCCGUCUUCGAUUCUGGAGAAAGACAAUUUUAUGUUUAAUUGGUGCAUUAAGCGAGUUUCCUCCUGUCCUGUGCACGAGCAUGAACGUGCACGAGCAUGAACGCACACAGGUCAAACUGGGAUCGUCUUGUCCUGAUCAGUCUGAGCCUCUUUGUUUCCUCUUUUCAGUGCCAGAGCUGUGCACAAACACCAGACUAUUAUUUUAGUGCAUACUCAUAACUCACAGCUAUUUACUAAAUUUAACAAAAAACUGGAUUAGAACCGUUGACGUCACCUUUAAGCGCAGUGAUAUAAACUUACUCCAAAUAAUAAAGUCCAGCCUUUGUAAAAUGUCGCUAAACAAGACUGAGGGGAUUAAACUGCUGUGACAAUCCAGCCGCUUAUUAAUCUGUUAUCUCCCGUGUGUUAAAUUAUGAUUAAUUGUCAAUUUAGAAUAUUGAUUUCAAUGAAUUCCUGCUGUUGUAAUGAUAAAUCAAGCAGCACUGUACAUAUCCAUCCUGAGUCUUACGGUUUAAAUUACACUCCACGACCAAAAGCAAUCAUUCCACUAAACGAGGGGAAGACUUGGUUGUUACUUUAAAUCGAUGAUGUGCUUAUUUUUGGCUUGUCAAAGAAAUUCCUUUGUUGUGAAAUUGCAUUGCUCGUCAUACGCAAACAAGACAGCAUGUAGCAGAGGUGAAGGUCGGGUAAUACUUGGUUUUGUAGUUUGUUUAAACCAGCUGAACAGAUGUUUUUCUUGCUAGUUAGAUGUAGCUACAGGUUGAUAUUUGUAUGAUUAUUUCUGUGGAAGGACAGUCAGAUGGCGACUGACUACUUGUCGUAUCACAAAUAUGAAGAAUCCAAAGCUUAAACCAAAACCUACUAAUGCUGAGUACAGCUAGUUAACUACAAAGUAUUGUAAAUGAAUGCAAACACUAAUCCUGCUGUUGCCACGACGAUUUGACCCAGAUGUAAAAUUACGUGUAUGUUUUUAAUAUUGAGAUUUAACUGCUUGCCAUUUGUUGAAUAAAUUACUUGAAUGUCCUGA
Molecule: messenger RNA, 3436 nt
Organism: Stegastes partitus (bicolor damselfish)
Lineage: Eukaryota; Metazoa; Chordata; Actinopteri; Pomacentridae
Gene: stx7l
Product: syntaxin 7-like
Exons: 10
Coding region: 390-1163 (257 amino acids)
Biological process (GO): intracellular protein transport; vesicle fusion; vesicle-mediated transport
Cellular component (GO): membrane; SNARE complex; endomembrane system
Molecular function (GO): SNARE binding; SNAP receptor activity
Source: RefSeq, a predicted model, not a curated record